AUGUCGUCCACAGUUGCAACAAAAUCGAAAAUCAUCCCGCCUGGGGUCUAUUGCCCGGUGAUUUCGUUGUAUAAACCCACUCCGCGUCAAGAAAUCGACCUUGAUGCAUCCUAUAAAUUUUUUACACAUUUAAUUCGAGGAGGAAUUGAUGGAUUGGUGCUCGCAGGAACCACCGCUGAGGCUGUCCUCCUAUCUCCCCAGGAGAGAAAGAAUCUCGUUCAAGUUGCAAGAAAGGCUGCUAUUGACAUUGGUCGCCCGCAGUUCCCUGUAGUUGCCGGGAUCAGCGGACAAUCAACAAAUGAGUCUAUUCGACUAGCACAGGACGCCCUCGAUGCAGGGGCUGAUUUUGGCCUAUUGUUGCCCCCGAACUACUGGGCUAAAGCCGUAACGAAAGAGGUCCUUCUCAGCUUCUAUCGCGAUGUCGCUGACUCCACUUCGUUGCCAAUCAUUAUCUACAGUUUCCCGGCGAUGUGCAACGGUAUCGACAUGAAUUCUGAUAUCAUCUCCGAGCUCGCAAAACACCAUGGCAUCGUGGGAGUUAAGUUAACGUGUGGAAAUGCGGGGAAGGUUACACGACUGACACAGGAAUAUGCUCAUGACCAAUUCGGAGUUUAUGCAGGCUCCUCAGACUGGCUGAUUCCUUGCCUUGCUGGUGGAGGCUCAGGAUGCGUGACUGGGAUAGCUAAUGUGUUUCCCAAAUGUGUUGCCAAGCUGUUCAAGUUAUGGAACGAUGGAAAAAUUAAAGAGGCAAAGAAUCUACAAGGGCUGGUUGCUCAAGCUGAGAAAGCAUGCAAGGAAGGAAUUGCACCAACGAAAUAUGCUGCUGCUCAUUUUGCCGGGCCAGCUGCUGGGGUUAGUGAAGCAGAAGCCUUUUGGCCACGAAAACCCUAUUUACCUUGCGGUGCAGAAAAGGUUAGCUGGGUUGAAGGUGUUAUGCAGCAUUUGGUGGAGUUGGAGCAGAGUCUGCCUGAUGCGAUAUAG
Penicillium macrosclerotiorum is the source of this 981-nucleotide messenger RNA. RefSeq names its product dihydrodipicolinate synthase family protein. The coding region runs from base 1 to 981 and encodes 326 amino acids. Gene Ontology annotation, molecular function: 4-hydroxy-tetrahydrodipicolinate synthase activity. NCBI's taxonomy places the organism in Eukaryota, Fungi, Ascomycota, Eurotiomycetes, Eurotiales, Aspergillaceae. The transcript has 2 exons. The record is from RefSeq and is a predicted model, not a curated record.